This is a messenger RNA of Chironomus riparius, 4628 nucleotides long. NCBI's taxonomy places the organism in Eukaryota, Metazoa, Arthropoda, Insecta, Diptera, Chironomidae. The record is from the annotation of a GenBank genome assembly.
UUCACAAAGCUUAAAGGAAAAUUCGCUCAGUUCGAAGUUGAAACGCGUGAAAAACGCAACGGGAAGAUCUAAUUUGUCCCGGAGUGUAGUUAAAUUAAUUAUUUUUUAAUUUUUAUUUCAAAAAAAGAGAGAAAAAGGAAUUUUUUAAGAAUAAAAUUUUCCAUAGGUCAAUUUAGUACAACUCUAUAGUUAAUCAUAAAGCACUAAAGUGCUUCCAAAAGUUGUGAUAUAUAAUUAUGAUACUGAGAAAAGUUGACUAAAAAUAUAUUUAAAAAAAAUAAAAUAAAAAAAGAAUUCAUCAUUAGAAAAAAUUUCAUCUAAUGUGAUAGCUUGCCAUAAAAAUGGAACAAUUUGAGCAGUUAUUAACCUGCUGUGUGUGUCUAGAUCGAUACAGAAAUCCAAAAUUGCUACCAUGUCAGCAUUCAUUUUGUAUGGAGCCUUGCAUGGAUGGGCUUACGGAUUAUGUACGACGACAAGUCAAAUGUCCUGAAUGCAGAGCGGAACAUCGUAUACCUUAUAAUGGCGUGCAAGGGUUUCCGACUAACGUUACACUUCAACGUUUUUUGGAACUUCAUAUUGAAAUCACUGGAGAUUUGCCUGAUCCAACAUCAGGUCAAGUAAUGGAGAGAUGUAACGUUUGCUCGGAAAAAUCGUAUUGCAAUGUUUGCAUGCAUUGCGAGAAGAAAAUUUGCCCCGAUUGUAAAAGUGCUCACAUGGAUAUUUUGCGUCGUGAAAUUAAUCGUAUUAACAAUCAAAUUCGUCGUGGCGUUCAUAGACUGCAUGAUAUUUUGUCGGUCGUUGAAAAGAAUACACAAAGUUUACAAAACAAUUGUCAAAGCGUCUCUGAGGAAAUUGAUGAAGUUUAUCGACGUCUCACGAAAGCAGUCAAAGAUCGUACUGAUCAUAUGCGAACUGAAAUGGACAAAUAUUUAACAUCAGAAAUGAAGAAUCUAUCGACACUCAAAGAGAAUUUAGAAUUGGAAAUUGCAAAUAUCACAAGCAAUAGUGAUUUGGCUGAUAAAUAUAUGAUUGAGUCUGUAGAAUGGGAAGACUGUGAACUCAUGGAUACAAAGGAAAUCUUCCUUAAGACUGUUGAGUUUAUGAGAAACUUUGAGACAGAAACUUCGGAUUAUAGCCGUAGAGUUCGAUUUUCAAUGGCCUGCGAUCCUAAUCAAUUAGUUAACAAUCUUUGUACAUACGGUGAUUUGCACUUUAUUCAUCCACCAUCCACCACACAAAGUAAUGCACUUUUACAGCCAGCUGUUUCAGGUAUAAUGCGAUCAAAAAGUGAUCAUCGUUUAGCUACACAAUUUCGACAGCAACAAGAUGCUUACAAUGGUGAUGAUGAGCCACUUCUUGGAGGUAGGAAAUUUGGUGAACGUCCAAAACCAACACCAGAAAAGCACACAUCAGAUUCUCGUUAUGGAUAUGAUGCUGAUGAUCAACAUUACGAUUCAUCACGUACUGGUAAGAACAGGUUUCGUUCAAGAUUCCACCGUGGACAUCAUGAAGAAGAAGAUGAAACAGAAUCUCGCACGGUAAAAACUGAAAAAGAGAAGGAUAAAGUAACAACAACAGAAGAUGCUGCUAAAGGUCCAUUGAGUGGAAUCUUUAGAAUUUUAGAUUCACCACGUGCUAUGAAGAGAAUUCAAGAAGCGGACAGAGGUCCACGUGAAAAGAAAGAACCCCCAAAACCUGUCGCACCUGUAGUUACCCAAGUAAAGCAAGUUCAAAUUCCAACAGUUACACCACCAGUUCGUCCAAAAACAGCUAGACAGCAAUCUGAAGAUGAAAUUGAAAGAAUUAAGCGUGAAAAUAAAACAACAGCUCCAUCGUCUUCAACUGAAAGUCCUUUAGCAGAUAGACAAUCAAUCUUAAAGAAGACAACACCAACUGCAUCAUCAAUAGAUGAAAAUGAAGUAAGUCAAGUUCCUAUCUCUGACAUUGAGCCACAGCAAACAACAACGACGAAUACUGCAGUCACAAAUAAUUCAACGCAAAAACAAUCGCCAGUUCGAUCAAGCAGUGAGAGUUCAUCGACAGAGAGCACAAGUGAUGCUGGAUCUACGGGACCACCAUCAGUAAAACCAGCUGAAAUUCCACCAAUUAGAUCUCGUGGUGCGGGAUCAGCGUCAACAACAUCGAACACAGUAAGCAGUCCACCAACAGUCACUGAAGAGAAGAAGCCCUUUCAGAGUCGGUUUCUCCAGUCCCGAACCACCGUCACACCCCCCAAAAAAGAAGAAACGGAAUCAUCGAGCGAAGAGGAAUCAAGCGAAGAAUCAGAAAGCGAAGAAGAAGCGCCGAAAGUAAAGCCAGUUGUAAGCACACCACCAGUUGUGACAACACCUGUAAGAUCAGCUACGUCUGGAGUUACAUUAAGAUCAAAUGACACAACAUCAUCGUCACCAAGAUCUGGAAUAUUGAAAGACAGCACCACAACUGAGAAUCGAAGAAGCCUUGAAGAGUCUACUUUACCAUCGAGAUCUCGGUAUGAGGCACCCACAAGCACAUACUCACGUACAGCUGAUAAAGAAAAUGAUACAUCACGUUAUGGAACAAGAACACGUUCAACUGCUGCAUAUGAACCGCCAGAGGAGUCAAGAUAUGGCACAUCUUCAGGUGGUAGUGAACUGUCACGUAGUCGUUCAACACAUGCCUUAAAAUCUCGUGAAAAUUCACCAGAUAGAGGCGGACCAGAAGAAAAUAAAGAAGCAUUGAGUUCAUGGGCACGCUAUUUGAAAAAUAAAUAUGGAAGUAGAACAUCAACAAAAGAUAGUCCACGUGAAGGAUAUAGUGCAAGUAGCAGCACAACAACACCGAGUGCUUCAACAUAUAGUUCAUCUGCUGCCUCAUCAUCAUCACCCUCAUCAGCAUCAUCAACAUCUGCAAGUAGACGUUUAAGUUUAGGUUUACCAUUACGUCAGGCAAAUGAAAUGCAUAGUUCCGAUGAUGAUUCAAAAAACUUGCAAAGCUCCCUCGCCUCUCCUAUUCAACAACAGGUCGUCGAUACGGAAGAUACCAAUACUAAGUAUUGUACCCCAAGAACACAAUAUCUUCAAAAGAGACGGCAAAUCUUACAAAUAGGUGGUCGAGGGAGCGAGCCUGGUAAAUUCACUUGGCCAAGAGGAAUUUCAGCUAAUGGUCCGGAAAAUAUCAUUGCUGUAGCCGAUAGUUCAAAUCAUCGUGUUCAAGUAUUCGAUGCUAAUGGAGUCUAUCGUUUUGAGUUUGGAACUUAUGGCAAUGGUGACGGUGAAUUUGAUUGCUUAGCUGGUGUAGCCAUAAACAGAAUCGGACAAUUUAUUAUUGCUGACCGAUAUAAUCAUAGAAUUCAAGUUUUCGAUCCAGCAGGACGCUUUUUGAGAGCUUUUGGAUCACAAGGAACUGCUGAUGGAAAGUUCAAUUAUCCUUGGGGCAUAACUACAGACUCAAUGGGCUUCAUAUAUGUUACAGAUAAAGAGAAUCAUCGUAUUCAAGUUUUUCAGUCUGACGGUACUUUUGUUGGCAAGUUUGGAAGUUAUGGUAGCGGGGAAGGACAACUUGAACAUCCUCAUUAUAUCGCAGUUUCAAACACCAAUCGCGUCAUUGUCUCGGACUCAAACAAUCAUCGUAUUCAGAUUUUUGAUGUAAACGGAAAAGUUUUAUCGCAGAUCGGUAGUGAAGGCUCACAAGAAGGAGAAUUUAAAUUCCCAAGAGGUGUGGCUGUCGAUGAUUCUGGAUAUAUUUCAGUAGCUGAUUCGGGAAAUAAUCGUAUCCAAAUUUUCAGUCCCGAUGGAAGCUUUUUACGAGCUUUUGGAUCUUGGGGAAGUGGAGAAUCAGAAUUUAAAGGACUUGAAGGUGUUGCCAUUAUGUCGAACGGAAAUAUUUUAGUGUGCGAUCGUGAAAAUCAUCGAGUUCAAAUUUUUUAGAGAAAUUUUAUUUAAAAAUCGAUAUGAAUGUCAUCAUGAAUAAUUAUCGGAUGAGAUGAAAUUGUUUUUGCAGCUACUAACCAACGAGAAAAGAUUGUCAGCUUAUUUACAUUGCUACUUCAAAGCAAUCAUAAUUUAUCUGUGUGGCCUGUUUUUUUUACUUUAUAAUUUUUUUUUUAUUUUUGAAGACAUUUUAAUUUUACUUUAAAAAUGAGUAAGAUUAAGAAUGUUGAACUGUUAUUUCUUUUUGUAUCACGAGUUAGAGGAAAUUCGUAAGGAUUUCACUUUGUGAUUUUUAAGAUCAUCAAGUGUUACUCUUUCGAAUUACAGCUGAACUCGGUCUAUAUUUCAAUACAAUUUCUUUACUUCUUUCUUACAAAACAGAAUAUGACAAAAAUUGUUAAAAUAAAGCUUUUGAAAAUAUAAAAAAAAAAUUAGUGAUUUAUAAAAAAUUAAUAACAUAAGUUUUUGAAACUCAAAUAAAUGUCAAUUUGGGAUAUAAAAAAAAAGGUAUUUAAAUUUCUAUUCCACAUUUGAUGAAUUUAACUUCUCUAUUGAUUGAGAAAUUUCGUUCAGUCGUUGAACUAGUUGUGCCAUGUGAUCUGAACUUUUACUUUCAUUUGAACUCGUACCUAGAUCAAAAUGCAAUUUUGACAGCUUCUCUUGUUGAUCCCGAAUAUUUUUCAUCUGGUUCAUUGAACUUCCUGAAAAUGCUCGAAG